Molossus molossus (Pallas's mastiff bat) is the source of this 1992-nucleotide messenger RNA. Its product is annotated as polyunsaturated fatty acid lipoxygenase ALOX12-like. NCBI's taxonomy places the organism in Eukaryota, Metazoa, Chordata, Mammalia, Chiroptera, Molossidae. The record is from RefSeq and is a predicted model, not a curated record. Gene Ontology annotation, molecular function: arachidonate 15-lipoxygenase activity; arachidonate 12(S)-lipoxygenase activity; iron ion binding. Gene Ontology annotation, biological process: linoleic acid metabolic process; lipid oxidation. Gene Ontology annotation, cellular component: sarcolemma; cytosol. The transcript is spliced from 14 exons.
AUGGUCCGCUACCGCAUCCGCGUGGCCACCGGCGCCUGGGCCUUCUCUGGGUCGUUCAACCGCGUGCAGCUGUGGCUGGUCGGGGAGCGCGGGGAGGCGGAGCUGCAGCUGCAGCUGCGGCCGGCGCGGGGCCAGGUGGAGGAGUUUGAGCAAGACGUCCCCGAGGACUUGGGGCCACUGCAGUUCGUGAAGCUGCGCAAACACCACUCCCUGGUGGACGACGCGUGGUUCUGCGACCGCAUCACGGUGCAGGGUCCCGGCGACAGCGCGGAGGCCGCCUUCCCGUGCUACCGCUGGGUGCAGGGCGAGGGAGUGCUGAGCCUGCCUGAGGGCACCGCACGCCUGGCAGUAAAGAGUACCUGGGACAAAUUCCAGAAGCAUUGAGAAGAAGAACUGAAGGAAAGACAGCUGAUCUACUGUUGGGGCACCUGGAAGGAAGGGUUACCCCUGAACAUAGCUGCGGACUCUGAGAAGGAUCUGCCCAUAGAUUUGACAUUUCAUAGUGGGAAGAAGACUGACUAUGAACGAAGAGCGAUGACAGGGGUUUUGGAGAUGGUUCUUAAACGUGUUUACACUCUUCUGAAGUCCUGGAACACUCUAGAGGAUUUUGAUCAGAUCUACUGGGACCCCACAAGCACCAUUUGUGAGAAGGUUCACCAGGGCUGGCAGGAUGAUGAGCUUUUUGGCUACCAGUUCCUCAAUGGCGCCAACCCCAUGCUGUUGAGACGCUCCACCUCUCUGCCCUCCCGGCUGGUGCUGCCCUCAGGGAUGGAGGAGCUUCGGGCCCAGUUGGAAAAAGAACUCCAGAACAGUUCCCUAUUUCAAGCAGACUUUAUCCUGCUGGAUGGAAUUCCAGCCAACGAGAUCCAAGGAGAGAAGCAGUACCUGGCUGCCCCCCUUGUCAUGCUGAAGAUGGAACCCAGUGGGAAGCUGCGGCCCAUGGUCAUCCAGAUCCAGCCUCCCGACUGCAGCUGCCCCACCCCACCACUGUUCUUACCCUCAGAUCCUCCACUUGCCUGGCUCCUGGCAAAGUGCUGGGUCCGAAGUUCAGAUAUCCAACUUCAAGAGCUCCAGUAUCACUUCCUGAACACUCACCUGCUGGCUGAGGUCAUCAUUGUGGCCACCAUGAGGUGCCUCCCAGGACUGCACCCUGUCUUCAAGCUCCUGAUCCCACACACCCGCAACACCGUGGAGCUCAACGUCAGGGCACGGAACCAAUUAGACUCAGAGAGUGGAGUAUUUAAUCAGGCUGCGAGCAUCGGUGGAGGGGGCCACGUGCAGUUGAUGCGUCGGGCCCUGGCUCAGCUGACCUACCGCUCCCUCUGUGCUCCUGAAGAUCUGGCUGACCGGGGCCUGCUGGGAAUCCCAAGUGCCCUCUAUGCCCAGGAUGCUUUACGGCUCUGGGAGAUCAUUGCCCGGUACGUGGAAGGGAUCAUCCACCUCUUCUACCAUGACGAUGACGCCGUGAGAGGGGACCCUGAGCUGCAGGCCUGGUGUCGGGAGAUCACUGAGGUGGGGCUGUGCCAGGCCCAGGACCAAGGUUUCCCUGUUUCCUUUCAGUCUCGAGCUCAGCUCUGUCAUUUCCUUACGAUGUGCAUUUUCAGAUGCACUGGCCAGCAUGCAGCAGUCAACCAGAGCCAGCUGGACUGGUUCUCUUGGGUCCCUAAUGCCCCAUGCACAAUGAGGAUGCCCCCUCCUACCACCAAGGAAGAUGUGACAAUGGCCAUAAUGAUGGGCUCACUACCUGAUGUCAAGCAGAGCUGUCUUCAGAUGCUUUUCAUGAGGCAAGUGGGAUGGCAGCAGCCAAACAUGGUAACCCUGGGUUAUCACACAGAAGAAUAUUUCUCAGGCCUUGAGCCCAAGGCUAUUUUAAGACAAUUUCAAACAGAUCUGGACAACCUGGAAAGGGAAAUCGUGGCUCGGAAUGAGCAGCUAGACCUUCCCUAUCAAUACAUAAAACCGAGCUGCAUUGAGAACAGUAUUGCUAACUGA